AUGCUGAAUAUGGAAGUGAACAUUGACCCGUCGGAGCUGCAGCCGCUGGGGGAGUUUGACUUCGAGAAGAACUUCAAUCACCUGGCAGCCAGGAAAUGGAUGGAGGAGAAUUGGCAAAAGUCUUUUAUUUUUUCUAUUAUUUAUUUCAUCCUGAUCUUUGGAAUCCAGCACUUCAUGAAGGAACGGAGGCCCUUCAAUCUGCGGGUACCACUGGCCCUGUGGUCCUUCAGCCUGACUUUGUUCAGUUUCAUUGCAGCCUGGCGGAUCUGGAAGCAGAUGGCCUUCCUCCUUCUUACCAAGGGAUUUAAGCGUUCAGUAUGUAGUCAAUCUUUCUAUGUCCACCCUGUUUCCAAACUUUGGAUGUAUCUAUUUGCAAUCAGCAAACUUGUCGAAAUGGGUGACACUCUGUUCAUUGUUCUCCGGAAAAAGAAGCUCACCUUUGUCCACUGGUACCACCACUUGCUCUCGAUGGUUCUAUCCUGGUAUGGCUAUAAGAAUAUGUCAAUUGCUGUGGGGUGGAACGCAGCCUUGAACCUCGUUAUCCAUUCUGUGACGUACUUCUACUACACUGUGACAGCCAUGGGCAUCCGAGUACCCCGCUCCAUUGCCAUGCUAAUCACCACUGCACAGAUGGUGCAGAUGACAGGAUUUGUAAUAAUUAACAUCUUUGUCUUCUUCUGGAAGGAUGAUAAGCUCUGCCAAACUACCUGGUUAAUACUUUUCCUUUCAUUGGGCUUGUAUACCACUUUAUUGGCCCUCUUCUGCAACUUCUUUGCGAAAAGAUACCUGAGUGGCACCCAGAAAUCAAAGUGCAAUUAA
Molecule: messenger RNA, 819 nt
Organism: Prinia subflava (tawny-flanked prinia)
Lineage: Eukaryota; Metazoa; Chordata; Aves; Passeriformes; Cisticolidae
Gene: ELOVL3
Product: ELOVL fatty acid elongase 3
Exons: 4
Coding region: 1-819 (272 amino acids)
Biological process (GO): very long-chain fatty acid biosynthetic process; fatty acid elongation, polyunsaturated fatty acid; fatty acid elongation, monounsaturated fatty acid
Cellular component (GO): endoplasmic reticulum membrane
Molecular function (GO): fatty acid elongase activity
Source: RefSeq, a predicted model, not a curated record